AUGAAACUCGACGCCAAGGCUAUUCGCUAUCUCACAUCUGAGGAUUUCAGAGUUCUUGCAGCGGUUGAAGCUGGAAGCCGGAACCAUGAGGUCGUCCCAACGCCGCUGAUCUCGCAGCUUUCGGGCCUCCGAGGCGGUAGCGGUGUCAACCGCGCAAUUUCGAACCUCGCGAAGAUCAACCUUAUUGCAAAGGUGAAGAACGCCAAGUAUGACGGUUACCGACUUGCAUACGGAGGAUUGGACUACCUUGCGCUGAACGCGCACCAGAAAUCAAAGACCAUUUACUCGGUGGGCAACCAAAUCGGCGUCGGAAAGGAAUCAGACAUUAUCGUGGUGGCACAACACGACGGAUCGCAGCGCAUCAUGAAAAUCCACCGUCUCGGCCGUAUCUCGUUCCGAACCGUCAAGACAAACCGUGACUACCUACGACACCGCAGCUCAGCAUCAUGGAUGUACAUGUCGCGACUGGCAGCAAUGAAGGAGUUCGCUUUCAUGACAGCAUUGCGUAACCACGGAUUCUCUGUUCCAGAACCCAUCGCCCAAAACCGACACACGAUCGUCAUGAGUUUAAUCGAUGCCUUUCCCCUUCGCCAGAUUGCCAAAGUUGCAGAUCCGGCCUGGUUAUACUCAGAGCUUAUGAAUAUGAUAUUGGAGCUGGCAAGAUAUGGGUUGAUCCAUGGUGAUUUCAACGAGUUCAACAUUCUUAUCAAGGAGGAGCUGGACGACGAGUUCAAGAAUAAGGGACUCACGGAGGAAGAGGAAGAUGAGCAUAUCCGGCUGGUCCCGGUUCUUAUCGAUUUCCCGCAGAUGGUGUCGGUUGACCACCCCAAUGCUGAGAUGUACUUUGAUCGCGAUGUCGAAUGUAUCAAACGGUACUUCAAACGGAAGUUCCACUUCGUGAGCGACUCGAAAGGUCCUACUUUUGCUGAGGCUAGGAAAAAGCUCGCUAAGAACCCCGGCAAGCGUCUUGAUGUCGAAGUUGAAGCCUCCGGUUUCUCACGGAAGAUGGCCCGUGAGCUUGAGGCUUAUAUGAAAGACGUUGGAGUCAAGCCAGAUGGAGAAGCUCGCGGUAGCGACGAGGAGGACGACGAUGAGGAUGAGGAAGAUGAGGAGGAGUCAGGAUCUGAGGCCGAAGAGUCUAGUGAGAUUCAUGAGACGAAAGACUCCGGAGACCUCGCUGCCAGCACCCAGCAGCUAGAAGGGCUUCAGAUCUCAGGAUCGUCGAAGCAGUAG
Molecule: messenger RNA, 1233 nt
Organism: Penicillium bovifimosum
Lineage: Eukaryota; Fungi; Ascomycota; Eurotiomycetes; Eurotiales; Aspergillaceae
Product: protein kinase RIO2
Exons: 3
Coding region: 1-1233 (410 amino acids)
Biological process (GO): protein phosphorylation; maturation of SSU-rRNA
Cellular component (GO): cytosol; nucleus; preribosome, small subunit precursor
Molecular function (GO): protein serine/threonine kinase activity; ATP binding
Source: RefSeq, a predicted model, not a curated record